Molecule: messenger RNA, 2348 nt
Organism: Mobula hypostoma (lesser devil ray)
Lineage: Eukaryota; Metazoa; Chordata; Chondrichthyes; Myliobatiformes; Myliobatidae
Gene: zpr1
Product: ZPR1 zinc finger
Exons: 14
Coding region: 48-1385 (445 amino acids)
Cellular component (GO): cytoplasm; nucleus
Molecular function (GO): zinc ion binding
Source: RefSeq, a predicted model, not a curated record
UGCUGAACUGAUUGGCGGAGCUGCUGAACGUGACCGAGGCCGGGGAGAUGGCGCUGAGCUGCAAUGAGAACGGCCAAGGAAAUGGGCCGGUUUUUCCGGAUCUGAGUGCUGAAGAUUCGGAGGAUUUCGGCCCGACUCAAAUUGAGAGCUUGUGCAUGAAUUGCUACCAGAAUGGGAUAACCAGGUUGCUGUUGACUAAAAUUCCAUUCUUCAGAGAGAUUAUUGUUAGUUCAUUCGCCUGUGACAACUGUGGUUGGGUGAACAAUGAGAUCCAGUCAGCUGGGAAGAUCCAGGAACAGGGAGUACGCUACACAGUCCAUGUUUCUUCCAGACGGGACCUGAAUCGCGAGGUUGUGAAAGCGGACAGUGCAACGACCAAAAUUCCUGAACUUGACUUUGAGAUUCCACCAUUUACGCAGAAAGGAGCUCUUUCUACUAUUGAGGGUUUGAUUGACAGAGCGGUUGGGGGUUUAGAGCAAAACCAGCCUGCAAGGAAGGCAACUGAUCCUGUUGUGGCUUCUAAGGUUGAGGAAUUUAUUGAGAAACUAAAAAAGCUGAAGGAACUUGAGACUGCAUUCACACUGGUUAUUGACGAUCCAUCUGGAAACAGCUUCGUUGAAAAUCCAUAUGCCCCUCAGAAAGAUGAAGCCUUAAUGAUUACUCAUUACAAGCGAAAUGCUAAACAGGACAGUAUGUUGGGUUUGCAGGAAUGGACACAGGAGGAGACUGAAAAUAUCCAAGAAGAUUUGAGGAAUGAAGUGCUGCAAUUUCCUACCAACUGCCCAGAAUGUAAUGCGCCUGCUGAAACAAAUAUGAAGCUAGUACAGAUCCCACACUUCAAGGAAGUGAUAAUCAUGGCAACAAACUGCGAAGCAUGUGGACAUCGGACCAAUGAGGUAAAGUCAGGAGGAGCUACUGAGCCUUUGGGUACAAAAAUUACUCUAUGGAUUACAGACCCCUCUGACAUGACCAGAGACCUGCUCAAGUCUGAAACCUGCUCUGUUGCUAUUCCAGAGCUGGAAUUUGAACUUGGAAUGGGAAUCCUUGGAGGAAAGUUUACAACCUUGGAAGGACUGCUGGCAGAUGUAAAAGAAUUGAUUGUGACAAAGAACCCAUUUUUUAUUGGAGACAGCAAUGAUCCUGAAAGAUCUGCAAAACUUAAAGAAUUUGCAUCCAAGUUGGAUGAGAUUAUGUUGGGUAAAAAAGAAGCCCAUCUUAUUCUUAACGACCCGGCUGGGAACAGUUAUCUCCAGAAUUUGUAUGCCCCUGAUCCUGAUCCACAAAUGACGAUAGAGAAAUAUGAGCGCACGUUUGAACAAAAUGAGGAACUAGGUUUGAAUGAUAUGAAAACUGAAAACUAUCAGCCACAGAAAAUGGAUAAAUAGUGCAAUAAGUCAAUUGAGAACAGGUUGAAGAGAAAGAGCUAAUGUGAUUGUCACGUGAAAAUAAUUCAUUCUCAAAAGAAACAUUAUAAAGGACAAGGCAUUGAAGUAUUUAUAGAAGAAUUUGACAUGGAGCUGGGCCAUUUCAAACGAGAAGCAAUCAAAAUGUCUUGAACAUUGGCAUGGUGUUUGAUUGAAUAAUAGUUCCUCUUCGGGGAAUGUGUCCAGUAUUAGUUUCUGCUCUAUCCUUCAAGCUCUGUGUAUGCUUCAGCAGCAGUUUCCUGAUCAAGAUGAAAAGAGUGGAAUUUACAGGGAAGAACCUACUUGCUACCAUCUGAAAGGCAGCCACCUUGUAUUCUUUGUGCACUUUGAAUUCCUAGUACUAUUUCUCAGUCCUAAUUUUGGAUAACCUUAUCCAAACUCUUUCAAGCCCCUAAAUGUAAAGGGUUUCCUGGAUAUCCCACAGAUAAGACUGAAAUUGAUAUCCAGAUUAUUAGUCAAUUGCCUCUGUAGACUAUUAGUAGUCACACAAAAUUCAGCCAUAAAGUAUUUAAUAAAUAUCAGAAAUAUCCCUUUCAUUUCUCUUGACCAGCUGGCAAAACUAAAUCUGAAUAAAGCGCUUCAGUGAUCAAAAUUGCCAAUGGCAGAUGUUUGAAAGAAGCUGAUGUGAAUUUCAUCCUACAUGAAAGGGUGACUUCUGUCUGGUCCAUGAGCUGAAAGGGAUCAAUGCUGUUAUCCUGUCUGUAUUUUAUGUCAUUGAUGAGAAAAAGGGAUGGUUAGCAUUGGAAAGGCUUUUGCCCUUCGGAAUCUUGUUAUGAUGACUGAAACUGUGUAAUUUGUUUCAUGCUGCUGUUUGAGGCUCUCUCUCUACAGUUCUGUAUACUCAUCAUUGGGAUAAUAUGAACAUUUUGGAUGGUUAUAUUUUAGUGGAAGAAAAAAAUAAUAAAUCAAAUUUUAAGAACUCAA